AUGUUGCAAUAUGCGAUACCUCCAGCCUUCAAAGACAAAUUGGAGGUGAUCAAUGCUCACGACCAGCGAUCGGACGACGAGAUCUUUGAAUCUCUACGCUGCCACGUACCUGUUGUAGGCGAGAAGAACGUAUGGGCCUACUGGGAUGGCGGAAUUGAUCAACUGCCAUCGUGGUGUAGGCGCAACGUGAUUGAUUGGGUUCGCAUCUGCGGUCCAGACUGGACUGUUCGCGUUCUUGACAACGUGCCAGGGUCGCCAAAUCAUGCUUUGGCGUUCGCACCAAAGGAGAUGCUUCCCAGAUGCUUUAUCGAGGGCACCAUGACUGGAAAGCAUGUCGGGCAGCAUUCAUCUGAUAUGAUCACUGGGGCAUUGUUGUACACCUACGGCGGUGUGAAAAUGGAUGUUGGAUGCAUUCUUUUCCGUGACUUGGAUCGUGGUUUGUGGUCUGUCUUAGAGGAUCCUGAGUUACCAUACGAGAUCGCCGCGCCAAUUCAAUUUGCGCAGUAUUUGGCGAAUCACUUUCUUGCGUCGAGAAAGGGCAACCCGUUUGUCAAAAGAUGGCACGACCUUUUUGUUCAUCUUUGGGAAGACCGUGAGACUAGUGAGGGUAUAAACACUCAUCCACUGUUAAGCCACGUGAAAGAAUCCUUUUCCCUCUCUGAAUCCAAGAGCAAGGGCUUCAAGUGGGACUUCAAGGUCUCUUUUGAGGAGCUCCUGGAUUACGUCGCCCAGAAUGCGUGCUGGGCACGAGUGUGCAUGGUCGAGGGGGGCGAUGACGAUUCUUUCAACGCAUCUGAGUACUGGAUGUCGCACGUCCUCGCCAUCGACGUGCUACAGGAGCACUGGGCUGCGAAGACUCUCAUCGGUGGGGAGAACUUCGGGGAGCAUCUCUAUGAGUUGUUAGCGCUCGGUCUUGACACUGACCCAGAGUCAGAGUGUCACAAAGAGGCCUCCAAGUUGGUGUGGACACUGCUUUCUGAGACAAGCAUGCAAAAGAUAUCCCGAGGCUCAGGCCUCGUGAACUCUCUACAACCUGGAAGUGUAUGGGAUGAUAGACCAGGCGCAGAUUGCCAACCAGGCACAUUUGGAGGCUUGUUGCGAUAUGGUGCGAUAAAUUUCACUCAGAAACGACAGAAAAUUGCGGUGAGAACCCCAGAGAAAGCAAAGACGAUCUUGCGAAAAGGGCUUCUUGAGUCUUGA
Molecule: messenger RNA, 1200 nt
Organism: Colletotrichum paranaense
Lineage: Eukaryota; Fungi; Ascomycota; Sordariomycetes; Glomerellales; Glomerellaceae
Product: capsule polysaccharide biosynthesis protein
Exons: 2
Coding region: 1-1200 (399 amino acids)
Molecular function (GO): glycosyltransferase activity
Source: RefSeq, a predicted model, not a curated record